AUGGAGCACGAAAGCAAAAAUGACAGACCGGAUGUUAAACGUAUUUCGUCACUGAAUAGAACUGAUCACACAGGUAAUUCAUCGUCAUGCACUGCAUACAACAAUGUUAUGGACUUAGUAUUCAAUGAAAAAUGGGCUGCAAUCCAUCCCUCAAGACAAGCAGUGGAGGACGAAAAUACCAGUUUAUCCGCCCUACCAAAACCAGCUCCACAGGGUGAAACCAAGCCCUCAAAAGAAUCCAAAUUGUGUAGUCGGAUAAUCCCGGGAGCAUUUCAAAUUGACGGAAUUGGAAUCGAAGCUCCUAGAAUAUCUCUAUCCUCUGAAAGCCAUGACGAAAGUGAGAGUAGUUUUGAAGAUAGCGGCAUUUUUCUUAUGCCGAAAGCAAACUUGAUAGAACAGGGACUCAAAGAUGUCGAAGCCCCGAGCGCUGGAGGAGCAAGUUCGAUGACAAGUGUUCAAAUGGAUAAUAUUCCAGUUGCUAUUGCACAGAAGAAAGACAGCCGAUGUUUUCGAUGUUGCGUGAUUAUUGGAAUUUUAUCUAUUGCAGGUCUACUUAUCGCUGCCAUAAGUCUACUGGCGCAAGAAAAGGAGGGAGAAGCUGUGACCAUGGAGCCGAUUCCCGCUCCUACUUUGGAUCCCAACUCAGCUGAUCUGCAAAGCGGUCUAUCUACGGUUAGUCCAACAGAUGUGGCUAUAUUGAAUGGCGACAGAGGUGAUACUAGUGACAGCGACGGUGGGACAAUCGUUACUUUAUCUCCAUCACCCCAAAAAGAUCUCUCACACAAGCCGACGAUAGCACCAAGCCACUGGCCAACUCUCAAACCUGUAAUACCAUCAACGCCUAGCCCUGAUCCAGAGACGAUACGAAGUCCAACACUACAACCUACGCCAAAUUUAACUCCGGGGCCGACUAGCAAUCCAACUCCAGAUCCAACGCCAGGACCGACAAGAAAUCCAACACCAAAUCCAACACCAAAUCCAACACCAGAACCGACGAGGAAUCCAAGUCCGAAUCCAAUGCCGAAUCUAAUGCCGAGGCCGAGGCCGACUAGGAACCCAACAGCUAGGCCGACAUCGGCUCCGACGAAAGCUCCACAACCAAGGCCGACGCGAAGACCUGGUGGGGACGGUGAUGGAGGUGGAAAUGGCGGACCGCCACCGCCUCCUCCUCCUCCGCGAUGA
Cylindrotheca closterium is the source of this 1182-nucleotide messenger RNA. NCBI's taxonomy places the organism in Eukaryota, Bacillariophyta, Bacillariophyceae, Bacillariales, Bacillariaceae. The record is from the annotation of a GenBank genome assembly.